Messenger RNA from Anopheles nili, 3604 nucleotides. RefSeq lists its product as uncharacterized. The transcript has 10 exons. The coding region runs from base 740 to 3604 and encodes 954 amino acids. Gene Ontology annotation, cellular component: nucleus; cytoplasm; aryl hydrocarbon receptor complex. The record is from RefSeq and is a predicted model, not a curated record. Gene Ontology annotation, molecular function: RNA polymerase II cis-regulatory region sequence-specific DNA binding; DNA-binding transcription factor activity, RNA polymerase II-specific; protein dimerization activity. Gene Ontology annotation, biological process: regulation of transcription by RNA polymerase II. NCBI's taxonomy places the organism in Eukaryota, Metazoa, Arthropoda, Insecta, Diptera, Culicidae.
CAUGUGUCGUAACGCUUGUGAUGCCCGUCGAUCGGACUGGGUCGCUCGAAAGCACCUUCCGGUUUGGUGCCUGAGUGCUACGUGAUUAGGUGGCCAAAGUGUGUGCUUUAUCCUGCGGUCAGUGAGAAGUAUUUUUGUGCUGUGUUAAAAUCGCUUUUCGUGCGUGUUAUCCUCCCCGAAACUAUCGCAAGGCCUCGUGUGUGUGUGUGUGUGUGUCCGGUGGAAGAAGUGGGGUACAUUACCCCAUUGGAAUCGGUGCAAACAACCCCGCUCUCGAUUCCAAUUAUCAACCCGUCGUCGUCUGCUCAACCGUUUACGGCCCGCACAGCAUCUGCUGAUAGUGCAGAUGCUGAUUCCGCAGUAGGCGACGCCGACGCGCGAGAAAUCAAACACGAAUAAAAGAGGAACGGAAAAAAAGCGCGAGAGAAAAAAAAAAAGCACCCCAAGCACUCCACAUCCAAGCAACCAUCGGCGCAUCCCACCCCACACAUCAAGCAGACGGACCCGUACAAACGAAACCGAGAAAAGAAGUAACCAACGCCAAUCAGCUCCCGAUCGAGCGCCCCCGCGGGCCAUGUAGUCGGCGCCAACGUUGACAAAAGGACCCCGAGCUGCCAACCGACAUCCUUGGGUAUCGUCCUUUUCCGAGCACCGAACCGGACGACAAGGAAGGCAAGCAAAGAAAAGGUGACGUUCGAAGCAGGCGGCUGCUGGUGGCGAAGCUGGCCACAUUUCCGGAAUGAGCGAACCUCGACGAAGCCAGCUUCCUGUCGUAGGUGUUGCGGGCGAUUCUCGGGGGCACGCUGGGGCCAGUAAAAAUGGAACCGGUGCAAUGCUGAUCGAAGGUGACCCGCCGGCCGCUAGAAGGAUGGGUGCAACCGGUGACCGGGUGACCGGUGGGGGUUCGAUUGGAAGCUACGAUUCGGACGGAGAAGACCCGUCGAUGGGCGCCACAUCCGGUGAUGGUACGGAGCUGAACGCGAAGGACCUGCUCGAUACAAGCUCUUCCAGAAAUGGCCGCGAGGCGCGCAACCGCGCGGAAAAGAACCGACGCGACAAGCUUAAUGGAUCGAUACAGGAACUCUCGGCUAUGGUGCCGCACGUGGCCGAAUCACCUCGCCGAGUGGACAAAACGGCCGUCCUGCGGUUUUCGGCCCACGGGCUGCGUGUCGACUACGUGUUCGGCAAAUCGAAACCAGAGGAAACGGUCAAACCCGAAGCUCAGGACUCGCUGUUUCGCAUGCUGAACGGGUUUCUGCUGACGGUGACGUGCCGAGGUCAGAUCGUGCUGGUAUCGCCGUCCGUGGAACACUUUCUGGGACACUGUCAGACUGAUCUUUACGGGCAGAAUCUGUUCAACUUAACGCACCCGGACGAUCACGCGAUGCUCAAGCAGCAGCUGAUACCGUCGAAUCUGGGCAACGUGUUCGAUGCCGGAACAGCCGCAUUACUCAGCACAUCUGAGGGCGCAAGCUCCAACGAUGCGGACACCGAGUACCAGCGAUCUCAUGACGAGGAGGAAGAAAUCGACCGGAAGUUACGGCAGGACCAUCGGAGAUUCACCAUCAGGAUGGCACGAGCUGGACCACGAUCCGAGACAACGGCGUACGAGCUUGUCACGAUCGAUGGGUGCUUUCGGCGGGCAGAUUGCGCACCCCGGGGUUCCCCGAAGGCGGGCUCGUCUUCCGGCAUGCAAAUGGUCCGGCGAGCCCGUGGCCGGGACGAUGCCAUGCCGUUGCACAGCAUCAACGGGAAUGAUAUCGUACUAAUUAGCUUAGCGCGUGUGAUGAAGGUGCCAUCUAUCUGUGAUCGUUUGAUUGAGGCUUGCAAAUAUGAGUACAAAACGCGCCACCUGAUCGACGGGCGAAUAGUGCAGUGCGAUCAGCGGAUAUCGAUAGUGGCCGGUUACCUGACCGACGAGGUAUCUGGUCUGUCCCCGUUCACAUUCAUGCACCGGGACGACGUCCGGUGGGUGAUCGUAGCGUUACGACAGAUGUACGACUACAACCAAAACGGCGAAUCCUGCUACCGGUUGAUGUCGCGCACCGGGGACUUUAUCUAUCUGAAAACGCGCGGCUACCUGGAGGUGGACAGCGAUACCAAAGUGGUGCAGUCGUUCGUCUGCAUCAACACACUCGUAUCGGAGGAGGAAGGCCAGCGGUUGGUGCGCGAGAUGAAGCGCAAAUUUUCCGUCAUCGUUGACAAGGUGGAGCUACCGGAUGAAAGCGGUGAACCGGUGGUCGAAAAUCCGAAGCAGAUCGAGGAAGCUGUGAUGAAUCUGAUCACCAAUCUGCAGCCGGACAGCGAGGACAAGCUGUUGAUGGCGAUGCCGGGUUCACCGGCGAGUAGCGUCAAGUCGGGUUACGGUGAAGGUGCACCAUUGGCGAUCGUAGCACCGGAGAAGAACUCCAUCAAAUCGGCCAUCGUGAAAAGCAUCAACGUGGUGUCGAUCGCGUCUAAAACGAUGCGUGAAAAUCGCUGCUCGUCGGUGGCAGGUGAAUGGUCACCGCUGAGCGAGGAUCAGCAGAGCAGCAACGGAAGCAGUGGCACUAGCACCACCGGGAUGGCCAGUCCUAAUGGGUUGGCAUCAUCCGGUGAUCCUGUUUCUCCUUCCCAGGCACCUUCGCGAUCACCCACGGGUGUUGUGUCACCAGCGCCACCCCAAAGACCAACGGUGCUGCAUAAAACGGACCCGGUGGGGCAACUUCCGACCCACGAGGGACGUGGUGAACGUGCGGGUGUAGAACAGCGCGUCCCACCAUUACCCAACUCGGAGCACUAUUUUACGCAACCGUUCUCACCAUCGAACGGUACAGGAUCUGUUCCCGUGUCCGUGCUCUCGCCUGCUUCGACGCACUAUGGCCAACGAAAUGUCCGCAGUCCUUUUGGUGGUGGAAGCGUUUCAUCCCCUCCGGCAGCGGUGUACACGCGGGCUGGAGGUUGCGAAGGUCCUGCAGGUGGUGGAGGCUCGUUCAGUCGAACAACGACGGUGCUAAAGCGCACGUACAGCAACAGCAGCAUAAGCAGUGUUAAUUCCGUGGAAAACUUCAGCGACAACGAUACGCUCGUCGGAGGCGCAGUGGAGAACAAACGAACUAGGAUGAACCUUGGGACCCCUGAUCUGACUACGUGCUUCAACGACCUUAUCAAUCCUGGAACAGAUCUUACCUCCUUCUUGCCGAGUUCCUUCGAUGCGUUGGAUCAAUCCCUGCUGACGAUGGAAACGACGACAACGAUCAUCCGCGAUCGCGUUAGCGGUUACUCGAAUCUUCACGACUCGCAGGAUCGAUUAGAAAGGAUAGUGGAAGAGCACCAGGAGCAGCGUGAGAUGCUACAGUCAAUUCAAGAAGAAUAUCAGAUGCAGUUGCAGUCCAACGGUGGGACUAGGGCGAUGGCCGAUCCUGACGCCAGUGGGGAGCUUGUUGCGACCACCACGACGGCGGACGUGGUAUUCUGUAAUUCGCUCAGUGCCGGUCCAACCACACGUCGGUGCACGAACACCACCACAGCGGCGUCGAUGGUGCCUUCUGUCAUAACGUCCAACGUUGUCCAGCGGCCGGCACCGAAUGCCAGCACUGGUUCCGAGCUAGAUCCGGGUAGUUAA